Symbiodinium natans is the source of this 414-nucleotide messenger RNA. The record is from the annotation of a GenBank genome assembly. NCBI's taxonomy places the organism in Eukaryota, Dinophyceae, Suessiales, Symbiodiniaceae.
AUGAUGUGUCAGGGUGCGUCGUGCGCAGACCGACUGCCCUCGCCGGCACGUGUCCCUUGGCAAGGAGCUGUGAGCGCCCCCUGGGCGUGGAGUUGCGCAUUGGCGGCAGUGGCCGGUCCGGAAACCGUUGCAACACUGUUGCAACACGCAGCAGCCUUGCUGUCGGGGUUCCGCUCGGGCACCCUGGUGCUGUGGAGCCAGGGCGUCCUUCAACUCAUGCGCGACCUGGUCCGGGUCCGUGCGCAGCGCGCGCCGCCCGCGCUGCGACAAGCGGCUGCAUCGGCGUGGGCGCGGCGCUGGUGGAGCCAGGUUCCGGUGUCGGUCCAGCAGGCCGUCGCCAGCACGGCCUUGGGCUGCCCUUGGCCUGUGCCCCGCCCCAGCCAGCGGGAUGGUCCCGGCGACUGCGGUUUCUAG